Molecule: messenger RNA, 1137 nt
Organism: Chlorocebus sabaeus (green monkey)
Lineage: Eukaryota; Metazoa; Chordata; Mammalia; Primates; Cercopithecidae
Product: myosin light chain 6B
Cellular component (GO): myosin II complex
Molecular function (GO): calcium ion binding; structural constituent of muscle
Source: RefSeq, a predicted model, not a curated record
GAUGGCGCAUAUGCCGCCGCAGGAUGGAAACCUCGAUCAGAAGGCUGGGGCAGUUCCGGGACAUGGAAGGACACUGAGUCACCAAACGCCGCCAUGGGCCGGAAGCCACCGCCCUAGCCUCAGCUGCAAUCUAGAGCGCGGCGUAUCCUGUGAGCCCACUGGGGACUACGACUCCCGGCAUGCUCCGCGGCCGUCGGAAUUAACCCUUCAGGGCUGGGGGGCCGCGCUGUACACCGCCCCCUCCCCAGCCACAGACGCGGACCCCACAGGAGAUGGGUGCCCCCAUCCACACACUGUCCUUUGGCCACCGGACAUCAUGCCUCCCAAGAAGGAUGUUCCCGUGAAGAAACCAACAGGACCCUCCAUCUCUAAACCUGCUGCUAAGCCAGCAGCAGCAGCAGGGGCUCCUCCAGCCAAGAGCAAAGCUGAGCCAGCUGUCCCCCAGGCCCCUCAGAAAACCCAGGAGCCUCCAAUUGAUCUCUCCAAAGUGGUGAUCGAGUUUAACAAGGACCAGCUGGAGGAGUUCAAGGAGGCCUUCGAGCUGUUUGACCGAGUGGGGGAUGGCAAGAUCCUGUACAGCCAGUGUGGGGACGUGAUGAGGGCCCUGGGCCAGAACCCCACCAACGCCGAGGUGCUCAAGGUCCUGGGGAACCCCAAGAGUGAUGAGCUGAAGUCCCGGCGUGUGGACUUUGAAACUUUCCUGCCCAUGCUCCAGGCAGUGGCCAAGAACCGGGACCAAGGCACAUAUGAGGACUACUUGGAGGGGCUUCGUGUGUUUGACAAGGAGGGGGACGGCAAAGUCAUGGGAGCAGAGCUCAGACAUGUUCUCACCACCCUCGGUGAGGCAGGCAAGGGGGACCAGAACUGCUUUAGAGUGGAGAGGGGAAUGGGGUGGGCCAGAAAAAAGACUGGCCAGAUAAGCAGAGCCAGCAGGAGGAUUACUAUCCUGCAGGUUGUCGGCAGGAGACUGAGAAGGUCAGAGCUGUGGGGGUAGAAUCUGAAGGACUUGCUCUUCCAGAGUCUAAAGUGCCUUCCAGAGGACAGAGGAAAAGGGAUGAGGCAGGAAAUCUGAAUUUUCGUUUUGGAAGAGACGUGUGGGUUGUGUGUUCUGGUACAAGUCUCUUAACCUCCUGGAAU